This is a messenger RNA of Didymodactylos carnosus, 1887 nucleotides long. The record is from the annotation of a GenBank genome assembly. Lineage: Eukaryota; Metazoa; Rotifera; Eurotatoria; Philodinida; Philodinidae.
AUGAAUUAUCGAUACUCGCAGAUUAUUCAGAUAUUCAUCGUUUUAACAGUGUCAAAUCCGAUCGCAUCAUUAAUCUCCGAAGGCGACAAACAAACGUCACGAAUAAAGUAUAAUUGGAGCACUGAGGAUAUACCAAAUUUUCGUUUGAUUUCGCGUUUAUUAAAAAAUAAUAAUGUCGAUACUAUCGAUGCUAUUGACUCAAAAUCCAAUCAAAAUUAUCUGAAAACAUUUGCUCAUAACGAUAAUGGCGAAGAGGAAACAUCUUAUCAAGAUGACAUUGAUCGUUAUGAUGUUCAAAGUCAAGAAGAUGUUGCUUUAGAACGAAGUAAACGUUGUGCACCAGCGUGCCAACCGCAAUACUAUUAUAAUCCAUUAGUACGUCCUACACAACAUUCAAAUGAAACAGUCAAUGUUGCAUUUGGAUUAUUACUUGUGCAAUUAAUACAUGUUUACGAGAAGGAGCAAAUAAUGAAGACAAAUACUUGGUUACAUAUGAAAUGGAAUGAUUCACAACUACGUUGGAAUCCUGAACGAUAUGGCGAAUUAAUGUGGAUUCCUCCAGCAAUUUACAAGAGUUCAUGCCGUAUUGAUGUCACUUUUUUUCCAUUUGAUAGUCAAGAAUGUGAAAUGCGUUUUGCGUCAUGGACGUACAAUGCUCGUGAAGUGAAUUUUCAUCAUUAUACAGAAUCCAUUGGCCAAAAAAGUGAACUUACAAAACUUAUACCAAAAUUAUCGACUGGUGAAUUGGACGAACAGUAUACGGAUGAUUAUUUAGAGAGUGGAACAUGGAAUGUUCUCAGUAUUCCUGGUAAAUUUGUUCAUUAUCAUAUUUCAAAUUCAACGGCUGCACAAACUACUGACUUCAAGAAUUCAACACCUGAUUAUAUUGAAAUUGUUUUUGUCAUUCGAAUGAGUCGUAAAACAUUGUAUUAUACAGUGAAUCUAAUUGUACCUACGGGAUUAAUGGGAAUAUUAAUUUGUAUUGUCUUUUGUUUACCUACUUAUGCUGGUGAAAAAAUGACAUUAUGUAUGAGUAUUCUGCUGGCAUUAAACUUAUUUCAAUUACUUGUCACCAAAAUAUUACCGCCUACAUCAGCCGUUGUACCACUAAUAGCAAAAUAUCUUUUGUUUACGUUCACAUUAAAUGUUCUUGUUAUUGUGAAUACAGUAAUUAUUACAAAUUUUUAUUAUCGUAGUCCAAUGACACAUACGAUGCCGAACUGGAUAAGACGACUAUUUCUCGAUAUUUUACCCCGUUUACUAUUAAUGAAAUCUCCAAGGUUACGUGCACGUCAGAAAAAUGAUAUUAGUAAUCAGGAUGCGUUAAAUAUUAUGACUGAAACAAAUGACCAAGAACAAUCACUCGUCUAUCAAAAUGAAAUGUGUCGAUCUAAUGAAGCACAACAUCAUAAAACAACGACGAAACGGAAAAAGAAUCCACCCACUUACUUCCAUGGUUCUGGUUCAUCUGAUUCGGUUUUUUCUUAUGCUCAAAAACGACGUUCAUCGACACUGUUAACGAAUUUAUCGAAUAAACGUUUAAUUCAUAAUAAUAAAACUACUACUGCUGAAAUUAUUGAGCGACGACGACCAAUUGAUCUGAUGCGUGAUGAGUUGAUUCAAGCUCUGGGGAAUAUACGUUACAUAGCAGCACAUUGUGCAAAUGAAGCACUUAUUGAAUCGAUCAGAGACGAUUGGAAAUUUGUAGCGACCGUCAUAGAUCGUUUACAGUUAGUUUUAUUUGUAACUGUAACAAUUGUCGGCACAUUGGCUGUUUUGUUUGAGGUACCUCAUAUAUUCUCACUGGAUACGGUUGAUCCACAAAAACUCGUACGAUUUUCAAAUCCAAAUUUAACAAUUCAUGAAUUAAUCCCAAGUCGAUCAUAG